Molecule: messenger RNA, 420 nt
Organism: Musca domestica (house fly)
Lineage: Eukaryota; Metazoa; Arthropoda; Insecta; Diptera; Muscidae
Exons: 2
Coding region: 1-420 (139 amino acids)
Biological process (GO): sensory perception of smell
Molecular function (GO): odorant binding
Source: RefSeq, a predicted model, not a curated record
AUGCUGUACACCAUUGGAAUAUUUUCAACAUUAAUAAUUCAAAAUUAUUUUCAGGCCAUGGACAAAAAAGAACUCGAGGAAAAGGUUAAAAAACUUGGAGCCGAAUGCGCCAAGGAAGUGGGAAUUAGUGACGAUGAAAUGAAACUUUUCAUAGCCAAUCAAUCGAAGGCAAUCGAUGAAAGGAAAUUUACGGAUAAAAUGAAAUGUUACAUGCUGUGCUGGUACAAGAAAAUCGGAAUUUUCGAUGCUGAUGGUAAACCAAAAAUUGCCGAAAUUAUCAAGUUUUUCGAAGAGCGUUAUCACAGCAAAAAGGAUAAGGUGAAGCCGGCUUUGAAUAAAUGCGCCUCGAUAAAGGAGGAUAAUAUGUGUGAGCAUGUCUUCAAAUUUGAGAGGUGUGUUGCCAAAGCUAUUGAGGGAUAA